Molecule: messenger RNA, 1593 nt
Organism: Morchella importuna
Lineage: Eukaryota; Fungi; Ascomycota; Pezizomycetes; Pezizales; Morchellaceae
Exons: 2
Coding region: 1-1593 (530 amino acids)
Biological process (GO): carbohydrate metabolic process
Molecular function (GO): polygalacturonase activity
Source: RefSeq, a predicted model, not a curated record
AUGCGUUUCCAAACCGCACUCUCUCUUGUUGCAGCUCUUGCCCCGGCGGUUUUCGGGCAGCUUCUCGAAGGCACAGCCGUAGGUCCUACUACUGCUCUGUCGGCCAAAAGCACAAUCUGUAACGUAUUGGAUUACGGUGGUGUAGCUGACGGAGCUACCGAUAUUGGUCCUGCAAUCACGAAGGCUUUUGCAUGUGUUACUGCCGCUAAAAAUGGGGCAACACUGUAUGUUCCUGAGGGAAACUAUUUGAUCUCUACUGGUGUCGUGUUGAACGCAGGAUCAAACUGGGCUUUCCAGCUUGACGGUCUCAUCACACUCGAUGUUGCGGGAAGCUUCUCUGGCAAUGCCAUUGUUAUCAAGCGUGCCACCAACUUGGAGAUGUACUCCAGCAAUGGUAAGGGUGCUAUCCAAGGAAACGGAUACCAAGUACGCAUUUCCGGAUCAUCACAAAACGCCCGUUUACUCCGCUUCAUGAACUGCACCAACUACUCCGUCCACGACCUGUUCCUCAUCGAUUCCCCCACGUUCCAUCUUAUCCAUAAUAACGCCGUCAACAUGGAGACAUACCACAUCACCAUCCGCGGCGGAAACAAGGGUGGCCUUGACGGCCUUGACUUGAUCUGUGACUCCAACUGCUACCUCCACCACAUCGAGGUUACCAACAGAGACGAGUGUAUCAGCGUCAAGACACCCUCCAAGAACGUCCUGAUCGAAGAUAUCUACUGCAACCAGUCUGGCGGAAUGUCAAUUGGUUCACUCGACGCUGGCAAUGGCGGUUCGGAAAUCGAGUACAUCCACAUGCGCCGCAUCCACGUCUACCAGUGCACCCAGAUGCUCAUGAUCAAGACCUGGCCCGGUGGUACCGGCGCCGUCGGCUACGUCCGCAACAGCAUUUUCGAGGACUUCUGGGCAUAUGACACCACAUACGCUCUCGACAUCGACCAGUACUGGUAUUCCCACACCACACCCAACACUGGUGCAAUUGCGUUGUCGAACCUUGUGUUCAGCAACUGGACCGGCACGGUGGACAACGGUAUCAGCCGCGGCCCUAUCGUGAUUAGGGGAUCGGAUGUGGUCCCAUUGACCAACAUCACGCUUGAGGACUUCUCAAUGUGGACCGUGAACAAGGACCGCGUGGUGCUUCAGUGCAACAACGUCUACGGAACUGGAUACUGCGCUAGAGAGCUUGCCAGCGGGGCGACACCAACCGCAUUUAGCAGCACUGUUACCAUCACUACCACAAUGUCAGGAUUCACAAGCCCCACUAGCCCGGCGUGGGGUGUUGCGGGAUACGGAACUACGCAGUCAAUCCCCGUGUACACUCCCGCUGCGUUGUGGGGAUCAGUGGCUGCUGCGGAAGUAACAGCCAAAGCAGUUACCAGCACUGCGGCUGCGGCUGCUGCUUCUGCAACUUCAACUAAGGCUGCAACUUCGAUCAAGACUUCAACCUCGACCAAGGCGACAUCUACUGCGACAACCUUGGCGACGAAGAAGACCUCUACCACUGCAUCCUCUGCGUCGGCAACUAUCACUGCGACAACCAUUAGAACUAGGGGUGGACCAGGCGGACGUGGAGGACCGUGGAGGGCUUAG